Messenger RNA from Bactrocera latifrons, 2521 nucleotides. RefSeq names its product extensin (gene Muc91C). Lineage: Eukaryota; Metazoa; Arthropoda; Insecta; Diptera; Tephritidae. Bases 148 to 2187 code for a protein of 679 amino acids. The transcript is spliced from 3 exons. The record is from RefSeq and is a predicted model, not a curated record.
UCGGUAUCGGCUACAACUAGUGGUGAUAAGCAAACGAGGCGGAAAGUUCUUCAUAUUUGGUCAACAAUAUAUAUAUAAGCAUUAACGGAAACGGAAUUGCUGAUUAUAUAACGUGUUUCAGCAUUUCCCUUAUUAGCCGUUGCCAAUAUGAAGCUUUUUCACUCCACAGCGAAAGCUGCAACGCUGAUAUGCGUUGCACUCACUUUUGUCAAUGCAGAGCCUCCAGUUAGCUCUUAUUUGCCGCCAGCGUCGGGACCGGCUACGUCAUACAGCGCCCCACCCCAAAGUAGUUAUGCCUCAAGUGCGCCCACCGGUGGGCCGUAUGCCAGUGCACAAGGUCCGCCAAGUUCAAGCUAUGGCGCACCGCCGGGACCAGCACCACCACCACCACAGCGCCCAUCUACUUCAUACGGUCCGCCCAGCAAACCCGCCCCUAGCUAUAGCGCACCACCGUCGCCUAGCUAUGGCGCUCCACCCAGUCCACCAAGCUCUAGUUAUGGAGCUCCGCAGAAACCUCGACGUCCCGCUAAGGUGCCCGCUUCAACUUACUCUGCCCCACAGUCACCUAUAGCCUUUUAUGGACCUCCAAAACCUUCUCCACCCGCACAACCAUCACCACCAGCUUCAAGCUAUGGAGCUCCUCCAUCUCCACCAUCAUCCAGUUACGGUGCCCCUCCAUCUGCACCUUCACCCAGCUAUGGCGCCCCUCCGUCACCCCCAGCAACCAGCUAUGGAGCUCCUCCAGCACCUCCAGCAUCUAGUUAUGGUCCUCCUAAGAGUGCACCUCCAUCACCUAGCUAUGGCGCUCCACCGUCACCACCCGCUUCCAGUUAUGGUCCUCCUUCUCGGCCUGCUCCGCCUGCUCCGCCAUCUCCMAGUUAUGGUGCGCCUCCUUCACCACCAGCAUCUAGUUAUGGCCCUCCAUCGCGACCUUCACCACCAGCAACCAGUUAUGGAGCACCUCCAUCACCACCAGCAUCUAGUUACGGUCCUCCUUCUCGGCCUGCUCCGCCAUCUCCCAGUUAUGGUGCGCCUCCUUCACCACCAGCAUCUAGUUAUGGUCCUCCAUCCCGCCCUUCACCACCAGCUUCCAGUUAUGGCCCUCCAAAGAGUUCACCGCCAUCAUCCAGUUAUGGCGCUCCACCUGCACCUCCAGCUUCUAGCUAUGGUCCUCCUUCCCGACCGGCUUCACCAUCAUCGAGCUACGGAGCACCCCCAUCGCCACCAGCUUCCAGUUACGGUCCUCCAUCACGGCCUUCUCAACCAUCAUCAAGUUACGGCGCACCUCCACCACCACCAGCUUCUAGUUAUGGACCUCCUUCACGGCCUUCUCCACCAUCUUCUAGCUAUGGUGCACCGCCCUCACCACCAGCUUCUAGCUAUGGCCCUCCUUCUCGUCCCUCUCCACCAUCUUCUAGCUAUGGCGCUCCACCUGCACCUCCAGCUUCUAGUUAUGGUCCUCCUUCUCGACCGUCCCCACCAUCUUCGAGCUAUGGCGCUCCACCUGCACCUCCAGCUUCUAGUUAUGGUCCUCCUUCACGGCCGUCCCCACCAUCUUCGAGCUAUGGUGCUCCUCCUUCGCCUCCAGCUUCAAGCUAUGGCCCACCCUCUCGGCCUUCGCCGCCAGCAUCUAGUUACGGUGCACCACCAUCUCCACCAGCAUCUAGCUACGGUCCACCAAAGAGCUCACCACCUUCAUCCAGCUAUGGAGCUCCUCCAUCAGUACCUUCAUCUAGUUAUGGGGCACCAUCAGCACCUGCUCCACCAUCUAAUUCAUAUUUACCACCAUCUCCCUCGAGUUCCAAACCUUUUGCACCGUCAAAACCCGCUCCACCGUCUACAUCAUAUGGUGUUCCAACCGGAUACAGUGCACCAGCACCAGCAUCUGUUUCGGUCCCAUCGUCUAGCUACGGUGCACCUUCCACCAGUUAUGGUGCUCCGGCUCCAGCUCCAGCCCCAUCACAAAGCUAUGGGGCACCUGCACCACCAUCAGCACCCUCUUCCAGCUAUGGCGCUCCAAGUGCAGGAGGUAAUGGUGGUGGAUUUGUUCCUUCUGGCCCUUCUUCUUCAUACAGCGCGCCGCCAGAAUCAAGCCUAUCCGGUGGUAGCUACAGUGGCCCAAUAUCAGUGCCAGAAACCAUACCACAAAGUUACUCUGCCGAUGGUGGUUACAAGUAUCGCAAAUAGAUCAUCAUCACCUUGCAAAGAGACCCUGUUAAUAGAGGCAUAUAAUUUUUGGCGUAAUCCAAAUAUUUUCCUUGUCACUUUCUAAGUGAUCGGCACCAUCUCUGCCUCGACUUAAAUCACAUUUGAAAAUUAUUUAGGUUUAUAUGGGUUCCUUCCAAAAACUCAGCGUUGCCAUUUCUUCGCCUGUAAUGAAGUUAAACAUACAUACAUCUCUCAUUUCUCAUUACAAGCUCAUGUAAUUCGAUGUUCGAUUUGUUUGUAAACUAUACUCUAAGUUUCAUUUAUGUAUAUGUAUGUAUGUAUUCUUACAUACUUUCUUUCAUUUUUCAUCUUU